AUGGCCACCGAGCUCACUGUCCAGUCCGAGCGCGCUUUCCAGAAGCAGCCGCAUAUCUUCCUGAAUCACAAAGCUACUGGCCCUCGCAAGAACACUCGCACCAAGCGAUGGUAUAAGGAUGUUGGUCUCGGCUUCCGUACGCCCAAGACCGCCAUCGAGGGUUCCUAUAUCGACAAGAAGUGCCCCUUCACCGGUAUGGUCUCGAUCCGUGGCCGUAUCCUGACCGGCACUGUCGUCUCCACCAAGAUGCACCGUACCCUCGUCAUCCGCCGCGAGUACCUUCAUUUCGUCCCCAAGUACUCCCGUUACGAGAAGCGCCACAAGAACCUCGCUGCGCACGUCUCCCCCGCUUUCCGUGUCGAGCCCGGUGACCAGGUCAUCGUUGGCCAGUGCCGACCCCUCUCUAAAACCGUCCGUUUCAACGUCCUCCGUGUGCUUCCCCGAACCGGCAAGGCUGUCAAGCAGUUCAGCAAGUUUUGA
This is a messenger RNA of Didymosphaeria variabile, 480 nucleotides long. RefSeq names its product 40S ribosomal protein S11-B (gene RPS11B). Gene Ontology annotation, biological process: translation. NCBI's taxonomy places the organism in Eukaryota, Fungi, Ascomycota, Dothideomycetes, Pleosporales, Didymosphaeriaceae. The record is from RefSeq and is a predicted model, not a curated record. Gene Ontology annotation, molecular function: structural constituent of ribosome. Gene Ontology annotation, cellular component: ribosome; cytosolic small ribosomal subunit. Bases 1 to 480 code for a protein of 159 amino acids. The transcript has 4 exons.